This is a messenger RNA of Alosa alosa (allis shad), 1353 nucleotides long. Its product is annotated as ATP-binding cassette sub-family C member 2-like. Gene Ontology annotation, molecular function: ABC-type transporter activity; ATP binding. The record is from RefSeq and is a predicted model, not a curated record. The transcript is spliced from 8 exons. Gene Ontology annotation, cellular component: apical plasma membrane. Gene Ontology annotation, biological process: transmembrane transport. NCBI's taxonomy places the organism in Eukaryota, Metazoa, Chordata, Actinopteri, Clupeiformes, Clupeidae.
UUGGAUUUUGUACCUAGAUUUUGCUACUGGACUUGUUCUCCGCAUCUGAGUCUAACUUGCCUACAACACCAAGUACUCAAUAUAUGCAUCCGGCUGUGGAAAAACAACUCUGUUCGGGCUAAAAAUACCUCAGAUGAGACCAAAAAAGGCCAGAGAUUGAUUGAGAAAGAAACUAUGGAAACUGGAACUGUGAAAUUUUCAGUCUACCUGCAGUACUUGCGGGCCAUGGGCUGGUGCUUCUCCUUCUUGGUCUUCCUGAUAUACUUCAUCCAGAACAUCGCUUUCAUUGGCUUCAACCUGUGGCUGAGUGCAUGGACCAAUGACGCAGUGACGUACUUCAACCAGAUGUACCCUGCCAGUGUGAGAGACAUGAGAGUGGGGGUCUUCGGUGCUCUUGGCGUAGCACAGGGUACAGUACACUUUAGGGGAUCUUCAUCUUCCUGGGCAGACGGAUCAGUGUUGGCGUCUCGGAUCCUACACACGCGCCUGCUGGUCAACGUGUUGCAGGUGCCCAUGGUUUUCUUCGACACCACACCGUCUGGCAGAGUGGUCAACCGGUUUACCAAGGUAGAAGAAAAGAGAGAGAGAGAGAAAGAGAUGUGUUUGGGGACACUUUCCCUGGGGAUUCUAAGGUGAUAUGGCACCCUGUUUGUGAUCUGUCUGGCCACCCCAAUUUUUCUAGCAGUCAUCGUGCCUCUGGCUGUCGUCUAUUACUUUGUGCAGAGGUUUUAUGUGGCAACGUCUAGACAGCUCAGGCGUCUGGACUCUGUUUCCCGUUCACCCAUCUACUCCCACUUUGGGGAGACUGUCAUCAGGGCCGUCCUCAGGGCAUCAGGCAACGGAUUCAUAUUUCGGAUUAAGAAAGAACGGCUCUCCUCCUUAAUCAAGCCUCCCUCUCAGCAGCCGCCCUCAGGCUGCACUUUCCGCGUGUCACCACGGCACUCCUCCUCUCCAGACGGGGCCCUAGAUGGCCUUACUACCGUAGACUGUGGCACCAAGCACUGGAACUCACGGGUCAACUGUCGCUGCACCUCCGUCGCUCCACUCCACAGUCGCACAGACCAGGAUAGGCAGGCCCCAGCUCCGCUGCAGCUGGACCACGCUGAGCUCUCAGGCCAGUUCAGAGAGCCUUUCUGUCGGAAGCUGCCCCACCGUCGUGAAUUCGCUGCCCCCAGCGUCUCCGCCAACCGUCCGUCGUCCAGGAACCUCUUCCUCGCCGCUCUCCCUCGGCUCUGCUCACGCGUUGCGGCUCGCAGCGGAGUCAGCGCCCAGGCCAGCGUCGUCUUCUCCGCGACCACUACUUCAGGCCCCUCUUCCGGCAAGAUCUCCUCCCAUGGCAGCAGGCAGGUCUAG